AUGGGACAAUCUAUACCCCCUAUUGCAAAAAAAUCAACUACUAAGAGAGGUCGUCAACGGGGAAUCAACUUCACCAUAGAUGAAGACAUUAAGCUAGUGUCGGCGUGGCUUAAUGUUAGCUUAGAUGCCGUGACAUCGACGGAUAAAAAACACACAACAUUUUGGGAGAGAAUUUGGUCUACCUUCCACAAUGACAAGAAAUUUAACCGCACUAAGGAUUCUUUAAAUAGUCGGUGGUCAACAAUUCAAAAGGAGACCAACAAGUUCUGUGGAUGCUUGGCCCAAAUUGAGAACUGGAAUGAAAGCGGUAAAACUGAGCAUGACAAGAUUGAAGAUGCAAAAACUAUGUAUCAAGUUAAUUGCAAAAAUGCAUUUCAAUUGGAGCAUUGUUGGAGAAUUUUGAGGAACGAAGCUAAGUGGUUGGUUCUAAGAGAUAGUUUGAAGGCCCGCACAAGACAACCAGCCACACGACCAGCCACACAAUCCUUUGCAAGCUCAAUAAAUGUAGAUGAAGAUAAUGAAGAGAUGAACUCCGACGAAACCUUGGAGAGACUUAUAGGCAAGAAGGCCGAAAAUGAGAAAUUAAAGAAAAGAAAGAAUUGUGAUGACGUGAUCCCAACACUUUCCUCCCAAUUAGACGAAAUCAAGGAAGAAAAGAGAAGAAUGCAUGAGGAGAAAAAGGAAAGUAUGCGCAUUGCAUUAGAAGAACGAAGAGAGGCAAUGCGCAUUGCAUCCGAAGAACGAAGAGAGUUGAUUCGUAUCAAGGAAGAGAAGAAUGAAGUAGAAAAGAGGAAAAUGGAAGAUGAACUUAUGAUGAAAGAUACAAGAACUAUGAAUCCUGAGCAAAAAGAAUACAUUCGUCUACGUCGUUUGGAAAUCUUGGAGAGGUUAAGGUCUAAAUAUGCAUCAUAA
This is a messenger RNA of Quercus robur (English oak), 912 nucleotides long. Its product is annotated as glutathione S-transferase T3-like. The record is from RefSeq and is a predicted model, not a curated record. Bases 1 to 912 code for a protein of 303 amino acids. The transcript is spliced from 2 exons. NCBI's taxonomy places the organism in Eukaryota, Viridiplantae, Streptophyta, Magnoliopsida, Fagales, Fagaceae.